UUUGGACUUCCGUUGUCGCGACUCUCAUUAGACGGCUCUGGUUUGCACACGCGCGUGAGCCAAUGAGGUAACGGUGAUGCACCCGGAAGUACAACGGCAAUGGUAAACACAGCCGAGGCAACUGCUUGAAGAUGGUGUACGUGUCCAACGGUCAGGUCCUGGACAGCAGGUCCCAGUCACCGUGGGGACUGUCUUUACUGGUCGAUCUCUUCUGGGGAGCAGUGGAGUUUAUCGGCCUGUUUUUCAAGACGAUGAUUCACCCGGACCUGACAAAGGACGGAAAGAGUGGUUCGUCGAGCUUCACUGAUGGCAGAGGUCCCCCAGGUCCCCCUGGAGGCAGGAGGCGGAUGGGAAGAAUAAACCAUGGUGGAGGUCCCAAUGCUCCACCAAUGGGUGGAGGAGGAUGAGGAAGGUGA
Molecule: messenger RNA, 416 nt
Organism: Scophthalmus maximus (turbot)
Lineage: Eukaryota; Metazoa; Chordata; Actinopteri; Pleuronectiformes; Scophthalmidae
Gene: selenok
Product: selenoprotein K
Exons: 4
Biological process (GO): calcium ion transport; endoplasmic reticulum calcium ion homeostasis
Cellular component (GO): Golgi apparatus; endoplasmic reticulum membrane
Source: RefSeq, a predicted model, not a curated record